AUGGAGGCUACAGAACCGGAGCCGAGUCUAAACUCAGCCUAUCUCCCCUCUGCUUUUGUGGACCAUGACUCCUCGGAGGACACCUCGGACCAUAGUGCCUUGCUGCCCAAUCACUCGUCUGUCCCUUUGCCCGUGCGCCACAACCCCAAAGACUCCUAUAAUUUAGUCUACCUCAUCUUCUUCCUUAUGGGCAUCGGCUCCUUGUUGCCCUGGAACUUCUUUAUAACAGCAAAACACUACUGGCUCUACAAAUUCAGUAACCACAGCCUCACCAAUAAACCAGGCGAGGAGCGCUCCGACCUCGGGGACUAUUUUGAAAGCUAUCUGGCCAUCGCUUCAACAAUUCCCUCUGUCCUGUGCUUGAUACUCAACUAUUUCCUUGUGAACAGGUUAUCGCCGAGAGCGCGUAUCCUGUCCUCUCUGCUUGUGAUCCUGCUGGUUUUUGUUGUGACCACGGUUCUGGUGAAGGUGGACAUGUCCAGCUGCACCAUGGAGUUCUUCGUGGGGACGUUAGUGAGUGUGGCCAUCGUCAGCGGAGCCUCAAACAUCUUCUCCGGCAGCGUCUUCGGCAUCACGGGGUACUUCCCCAUGAGGAUCUCCCAGGCUCUCAUCUCAGGCCAGGCUAUGGGAGGGACUCUGAGCGCUGUAGCGGCAAUAAUCGACCUCGCAGCUGCUAAAGAUGUGACCGACAGUGCCUUGGCCUAUUUCCUCACUGCAGACGUCCUCAUCCUUCUCUGCAUUGCCACCUACCUCCUGCUGCCCAAACUGGAAUACUCCAGACACUACAUGUUGGCCGCUGAGUGCUCCAGUUCUGUGGUCAUCAACGAGGCCAGGGGCAGAGCUAAAGUGUCCACUCCGCCGCUGCAGCCCAUCCUCAGAAAGACCUGGGUCCUGGGCCUGUCAGUCUUCCAUGUCUUCUGCAUCUCCAUCAUGGUCUUUCCUGCCAUCUCCUCCGGGAUCGAGUCCAUGCACAAGGACAGUGGCAGUGCCUGGACCUCCACAUUCUUCACACCACUCACCAGUUUUCUCCUCUAUAACGUUGCAGACUUUUGUGGGAGGCAGGCGACCGCUUGGCUUCAGGUGCCAGGUCCCACCAGUCGAGUUUUACCUGCACUGGUUCUGUGCCGCUCAGCUCUGGUGCCACUCUUAAUGUUCUGUAACUACCAGCCAAGGGACCACCUGCACACUGUGUUGUUCACACAUGACGUAUACCCUAUAGUCUUCAACUGCCUCCUGGGGCUCUCCAACGGUUACCUUGGCACGUUACCAAUGAUCUAUGGGCCUAAAGUUGUGUCGCGAGACUUGGCAGAGGCCACUGGAGUCGUGAUGUCCUUCUUUCUCACGUUGGGACUAGCGUUUGGAUCUGCCUUCUCUGUGCUCAUCGUGCACUGCAUUUGA
This is a messenger RNA of Knipowitschia caucasica, 1398 nucleotides long. Lineage: Eukaryota; Metazoa; Chordata; Actinopteri; Gobiiformes; Gobiidae. The record is from the annotation of a GenBank genome assembly.